Messenger RNA from Talaromyces amestolkiae, 564 nucleotides. RefSeq lists its product as uncharacterized. Lineage: Eukaryota; Fungi; Ascomycota; Eurotiomycetes; Eurotiales; Trichocomaceae. The coding region runs from base 1 to 564 and encodes 187 amino acids. The transcript is spliced from 2 exons. The record is from RefSeq and is a predicted model, not a curated record. Gene Ontology annotation, biological process: intracellular copper ion homeostasis; copper ion transmembrane transport. Gene Ontology annotation, molecular function: copper ion transmembrane transporter activity. Gene Ontology annotation, cellular component: plasma membrane.
AUGGACAUGUCAGGGAUGUCCUCGAGCGCGAGUUCUUCCUCCAGCUCCACCAUGACCAUGGCCAUGGUUUUUACCAACAGUCACUCUACACCUUUAUUCUCGUCUGCCUGGACGCCGACUACGUCCGGCCAGUAUGCCGGCACCUGCAUUUUCCUUAUAAUUCUCGCCAUCAUCGGACGAUGCCUGAUGGCCUUCAAAGCCGCCAUGGAGCGCAGAUGGCUCGGCAUUGCGCUCGACCGACGCUACGUGGUUGUCGCAGGGAAGAAAACAGAGUCUGCUCUCCCGGAUGUCGAUACAGACACCAUAAAGACAGGAACCUUGACCUGUCGAGGCGUGGAUGAGACGGUGCGAGUGGUUCGUCAAGUGACAACAGAAACGCAGCCGUGGCGGUUCAGCGUCGACCUUCCGCGGGCAGCACUGGCAUUUGUUGUUGUGGGCGUGAGCUAUCUUCUGAUGUUGGCAGUCAUGACGAUGAACGUGGGAUAUUUCAUGUCGGUUCUGGCGGGCACGUUUAUCGGAGAGUUGGCAGUGGGACGGUACAUUGUGCAUUGGAGCGAGCAUUAG